GGCAUUUUUUGCAAAAACUGUCUUAAAAGGUCAAAUAACAUAAGUCCAUAUUUAUAAUAAAUAAAUGCACAGCCGUAAUUUAUAAAAAUGAUAAAUAGUGAGAGAAAUAUAAGGGGGGAAGCAUACAGUGUCUUAUAGUUGGAUAAAGAUGGUUAUCACUGUUGGGAUUUUGAUGUGUGUUUUUGCAUAUUUGUUUUUAUUCUCAUCAUUUGAAAUGACUUCAGAUGCAAAUAGAAUACAAGCUCCAGAAGGUUUAAAAGUAAAUGGUAGAAAUUUCACAUUAAAGAGAGAAAAAUUUAGAAUAAUGAGUGGAUCCAUGCACUACUUUAGAAUUCCAUUUCGAAAAUGGUCUGAUCGAUUAUUAAAAUUAAAGGCUAUGGGAUUAAAUACAGUGGACAUCUACAUCCCUUGGAAUUUGCAUGAACCUGAACCAGGUCAUUUUGAUUUUAGCAGUGAUCAAUUAAAUUUAAGUGAAUUUUUGUAUCUGUUGCAAGGUUAUGGUUUGUAUGCUGUAAUUCGUCCAGGACCUUACAUAUGUGCAGAAUUGGAUUUAGGUGGUUUGCCUAGUUGGUUACUUAGAGAUAAAAACAUGAAAUUGCGAUCAUUAUAUCCUGGAUUCAUUGAGCCAGUUGAAAGAUAUUUUAAGCAAUUGUUUGCAAUUUUGCAGCCUUUUCAAUUCAGCUACGGAGGACCAAUAAUUGCAUUUCAGAUUGAAAAUGAAUAUGGUGUUUAUGAUCAGGAUGUUAACUACAUGAAAUAUCUUAAGGAGAUUUAUAUUUCAAAUGGCUUGAGUGAAUUGUUUUUUGUGUGUGACAAUAAGCAAGGACUUGGAAAAUACAAACUAGAAGGAGUAUUACAAACAAUAAAUUUUAUGUGGUUAGAUGCUAAAGGGAUGAUUGAUAAGCUAGAAGCUGUCCAGCCAGAUAAACCUGUAUUUGUGACAGAACUGUGGGAUGGUUGGUUUGAUCAUUGGGGAGAAAAUCACCAUAUUGUUAAAACAGCAGAUGCCGCAUUAGCAUUAGAGUAUGUUAUUAAGCGAGGAGCCUCUUUUAACUUAUAUAUGUUUCAUGGUGGUACUAAUUUUGGAUUUAUUAAUGGAGCGAACGCAAAUAACGAUGGCUCAAAUUACCAGAGUACUAUUACAAGUUAUGACUACGAUGCUCCAGUUUCAGAAACAGGACAUUUAAGCCAAAAGUUUGAUGAACUCAAGUUAACAAUUAAAAAUAAUGCACCCAAGGGUGCAGUACCAAAAACAUUGCCAUGGAUACCAGAUGAUUCUCCUUAUACUGGUUAUGGUAUGAUUAAGUUGACAACACAAAUGGAUUUAUCUGAAAUUUUAAAACAUGUGAAUUUUAAAAAAUAUCAACAGGUUGUAAACAUGGAAAAUCUUUCCAUAAAUAACAAUGCAGGUCAGUCUUUUGGAUACAUUGUCUAUGAGAAUACAUUUCAAAACACAAAAGAUGCAACAUUGUUCAUUGAAGAAGCUAGGGAUUUUGUUUUAGUAGAGGUUGAAAACAAUAUUAUUUAUAGCAGCUAUGAUAAACUUAAAAACAUCAAAAUUCCAAUCAAGCAAAAUUCAGGCAAAGAAAAUCUGUUACGUAUAUUUGUUGAAAAUAGUGGUCGUGUGAACUAUGGUUUGGAUUUGAAUAAUCAGAGAAAAGGACUUCUUGGAAAGGUUUUGCUCAACAAUAAUGUAUUGACUAAUUGGAAUAUAUAUCCAUUAGAGUUUAAAAAAGAUUGGUUAGAUAACAUAACUACCAACGGAGUAUGGAAAGAUAUUGGUAACACCACUCAUGGUAAUCUGUCUCCCAAAGUGUAUAAAGGAACCCUGUAUGUUCAUAAGCAUGCACCCUCUGAUACCAGUAUACUUGUCGAGGGCUGGUUCAAAGGCUGUGUUUUUAUCAACGGCUUUAAUUUAGGCCGUUAUUGGGAUCGCGGUCCUCAAAAAACGCUUUACGUUCCCGAUCAGAUUUUGUCACGCGGAGAUAACACCCUAUUGUUGUUUGAUCUUCACGGCAAUCCAUCUAAACAUGAAGAAUCAGGAUACCCAUUUGUAUCCUCCGAAUAUAAACAUGAUUUGGGUGAAACAAACCAGAUAGAGUUUUUGAUUUAAAUGAGCACGACAAUUAGUAAAAACAAAAAAAUUUCAUAAUAAAAAAUGAUAAAAAUUACCCCUCUAACCAAAUGACUUUGUACAAUAAGUAAAAUUUGCUUCAAACAAUCUAACCAAUCGAAUUUCUACAAUUCAGACAUUAGUGAGUUGUAACUAAACACCGUUGAAAAUUUUUAUUAGUAAAAGUUGCCACAUAAAAGUGUUUUGUAUAUAUAAAUUGCAGUUUAAAAUGUUUACUGAACAAGUGAAAGACAAUGGUUAAAAUAUUUCUAGAAAAAAAAGAUGGAAUAAAAAAAUGUGAGGAAUAAAACUUUAGUUGCUCAUUUAUAAAGCAACACAUUUUUAAACUUUAAUGGAUUCUUUUUAAAGUAAAUUAUUAUUCAAGGUAUGUCCGUAUAAUACGUUUGUAUGUAUAGUGUACAUUUCCAAUAUUAGGCAAUGGGUGUAGUGUAUGUAAGUAUUUUGGUAACAUAUGAAAGGAUAAAAUAAAAGUCCGUAUUAUUUGGGAUAA
Messenger RNA from Hydra vulgaris (swiftwater hydra), 2624 nucleotides. Its product is annotated as beta-galactosidase-1-like protein 2. NCBI's taxonomy places the organism in Eukaryota, Metazoa, Cnidaria, Hydrozoa, Anthoathecata, Hydridae. Gene Ontology annotation, cellular component: vacuole. Gene Ontology annotation, biological process: carbohydrate metabolic process. The record is from RefSeq and is a predicted model, not a curated record. Gene Ontology annotation, molecular function: beta-galactosidase activity.